GAAAAGAGGCCACCCCCCUUUGUUGCAGCUGAUCAGCCUGCUAAACGACUCUGAGAAGAAUUGAUUCACUCAACUCCUCAUGAACUUCAAGGUGCAGAAGGCCCCUCUGUUGGCCACUUGCCACAGUCAUCCAUGGAAUAUGAACAGUUUUCUCUAUCCAAAGUUGCUGCAUCUCAAAACAAACCCACUGAUCAAAGAAGUUUCACUCAGAGCCAGAACAGAUAUCCAUCCUCUGAGCAUUGUCAGAAUCCAUUCGCUGGAGGCAGUUCAACAUAUUGUGCAGGACCUGAACAUCAAAGAAGUCAUCCUCAAGGUUCUUCUAGCUAUAGCUCACCUGCUCCUGUAGCUGUGGAUCAUACUCAAGGGAGUCUUUCUGAAGCCUUUGUAAUUCAGAAUUAUCAUGGGAGCCAGAACUAUUCUCAGAGCCACAACAGGCAUCCAUCUUCUGAACACAGUCAGAAUCCAUAUGCUGGAGCCAGUUCAAUGUAUUAUGGAGGAUUUGAUAAUCAGGAAUGUCAUCCUCAGGGCCUGAACAGAUAUCCACCCUCCGAACAUUGUCAGAGUCCAUUUGCUGGAGCCAGUUCAACAUAUUGUGCAGGACCUGAACAUCAAAGAAGUCAUCCUCAAGGUGACGAGAUAGAUGUUGGUGUUGAAGCAGAACACCUAAAACUUGCUAAAUCCAAAAAUCCAGGAACAGAAUCUGUCUCAGAGACUAGAGAGAAAUUCUUUUAUUUGGUCGGGAAACACUAUUUACAGACUAUGAAACCACAGAGUAAGAAGGAGUAUGAUGAGUUUCUGGAUUACUUGCAAAAACUGGGGGCUAUCAUGACAGAUGUGCGAUAUGGAAGUUUGGUGAUAACAGUUAAGUGUGAAUCUCUCCAGAUCUUGGAGGACUUGUGGAAAGAUUAUUCAUCUGGUCAUCUUGAUGAAGUGGUUCAAAACUGUUUUGUGACUGAAAAGAUCUUGAAGGAGAUGAACCUGGCUGAGCUGAGGCUGAAAACAACAAUGGACAUAGAAAAGUACAAUGCAUGCAAAGUGUACUUUGAGAAAGUUGUACUUAGAGGUUAGUGCUGUACAAGACUAGAUCCGCUCAAUAAUAUUUCCAAACGCAUCUCUCUUUCAACUUGGAGUAGGUUUUGAAACUGUUACAAAAUGAAGAUAUUGGUAUAGUUUUCUAUUGAGACAGAACAUGUUUAUGUGCUGACUGUCCAAGUCCUGCUACAGGUGAUUUGUUUGCAAGAUGUUAUUGAACUUUCUUGAUUUCUUCGUUUGUUUGUCUGUCUGUCUGUGUUUAAAAAACCUUGUUAAUUUCCACCAACCUGCUCUUAACUGUUUCUUGAGAUAGUGCUUUAAUUUCUUCCUUUGGCGAUGUUUUAUCCUACACUGAAUUAAUUUAAAAUUAAUUUUAAAAGAAUGAACAAGCCAACAAAAUCAGUCAGGUAUAGUUUUGGUUGAUAAACUUAAUGAUGAAUGGUUGAGAACAAAUGGCGAUCAUCUAAACUUGAAUCUGACAAAGUGAAAUUCUUGUCUCAAUUGUGAUAUUGAAAAUCAACUGCUACAUCGAACGAAGGAGGCCUACUCUUCUACCUUUAUUGAAGAAAGCUCCCAUGACCCUACUUUACUUUUUAGAUCUGUUAACAAGAUGCUUACAAAAAUCCCAAUAAGAGUUAUCCGGCUGCUGAAAACAAUGUCGAACUUACAAAUGCUUUUGCUGACUUCUUUCAAUCUAAAGUUGACGGCAUCCGGCAUAAGAUUGCUGACGGGAGGCGUGUAAACAACCAAUAAUUUGAGCCCUGUUCUGCUGAGUAAUCAUGUUGUUCAUCAGCAUUUUCAUCAUUUGUUCCUCUUACUGAUGUUGAAGUCAUUGAUCUCAUUAAAAAUAAUACAAUUAAGUCAUGCUCACUCGAUGCUCUACCUGCUACUGUUGUGCGGAAGUGUUACUUGAAAUUGGUGCCUGCUCUGAAAAAUAUAUAACAGGACUAUAUAACAAGGCAAAGAAAACAGGGUCUGAUCAACACUGGAAUAAAUUUUGGCAGCCAGGAAAUGCGUGCAUAGAAAUCUUAAGUCUUCUGCUAGGGAAGAGUAUAUCAGUAACCACCUUGGUGAGGCAAUUAGAGAAAACCCAAAACGUUUUUGGUCCUACGUAAAGCGACUUUACCAUGAUAAUCCGGGGGUUGCAUAUUUUGAAGUGGACGGCAAAGUCGUAAGUGAUAGUGGUCUUAAAUCAGAAAUUAAUUUUUAAACAGGCAAUUUUGGAGUGUGUUUACUAAAGAAGACCCUGAGAGCAUUCCAGAAAUGAGAUCUGAUCCCACACCUGGCUUGGGCCCUUUGAUUAUCUCAGGAAGGGAGUCUUAAAACUUGUGUCCUCACUAAACCCUAACAAAGCCUGUGGCCCUGACCAGAUUCCACCCUGGUUUCUCAAAACUUUUGCUGCAGACAUUACUCCAAUUUUGACUGACAUCUUUCAAGACUCGGUAGACAGUGGUACUGUUCCCCACAGGUGGAGAGAGGCAAAUGCGUGCGUAGUUUUUAAAAAGGGAAAGAAAUCUGCUCCAGCCAAUUAUAGGCCGUUAUCCCUUACUUGUGUUGCGUUGAAGAUCCCUGAGCAUAUCAUCCACUGCUUCAUUGUGAAACAUUUAAACGAUCAUAACAUCUUAACUGACUGUCAGCAUGGUUUUGAGAGCAAAGAGAUCUACAGAGAUGCAGCUAAUUCUCACCUUACAUGACAUGGCAAAGGCUAUUCAGAGCUCAUCGAUUCACGCGGUUGUCCUGGACUUCGCUAAGGCUUUUGACAAGGUUCCUCCUAGGCGUCUCCUAAGGAAACUGCAAUACUAUGGAAUCCAGGGCCGGCUUCUAACCUGGCUGGAGUGAUUUCUUACACAACGUUUCCAGUCAGUUGUCUGCGAAGGCCAAACAUCACAUCAAAGCCCAGUGACUUCUGGCAUACCCCAAGGUACAGUCCUUGGCCCGCUACUCUUUUUAUUAUAUCUAAACGACUUACCAGACAACGUGCAAUUAACAGUUAGGCUCUUUGCGGACGAUGCUUUACUCUAUGGCAUUAUCGCCAGCAAUGCAGACUGUGACCUCCUUCAAUCUGACCUACUCAGACUAGAAUACUGGCAACACUAUUGGCAAAUGGAGUUUAAUCCUUCCAAAUGUAAAAUUGUUACCAUCUCACAUAAGAUCAACCCAGCCCAGAGAAAAUACGUCUUCUGUGGUGUCGAACUGGAACAGGUGGAUAGCUUCCCAUAUCUUGGGGUUACUAUUAGUAACAAGCUUAAGUUGUCAGAUCACGUUUCCAUAAUAACAGCUAAAGCAAACAAGUCGCUGGGUUCAAUUUAAUGUAACUUUUGGAAUUGCCCAAAGAAUGUGAAGGAAAUUGCAUAUACAUCCCUAGUAUGGUCGAAGCUGAAAUACGCGAGUGCGGCUUGGAUCCGUUUUUAAAGAAAGAUGUCAGUGCCCUGGAAAGAGUUCAACGUAACGCAGCACAGUUUUGCUCGCAGAAUUGUCAUAGGUAUGCUAGUGUUACUGGCAUGAUCGAAGAUUUAGGAUGGACCAUGUUGGAAAUGAGAAGAAGGUAGUCUUCGUUAAUACUUAUGUAUAAGAUAACUCGCAGUCUUAUUGACACAGACAAUCGAGAAUAUUUAGUACUGCACUCUGAGAGUCGCACGAGGGGAAGCCAUCAAUUUAAUUUUCGAGUGCCAUAUUCAAGUAAAGACGUUUUCAAAUUUUCCUUUUUUUGCAAGAACUAUAACAGACUGGAACUGCCUCCCUGAGACCAUUGUUUCGUCAACUUUCAUAGAAACUUUUAAACAUAGGUUAUCAGCCUUUUUAAAUGAUAGUUGUACAUAGCUUAUAUAGUUUUUCGUAAUUUAAUUUUUAUUUUCAACAUCAACAGAAUUGUUUUUUAUUCAUUUCCUUAUUACCUUUAUCCAGUUAUUUGCUUUAUUUUUACGGUUGGUGUGAUAUGUUGAUGAUUUUACCGACCUAAUAACAUGUAAAUGUAAAUGUAAAUAUCAUUAACGUAUCACUUUCUACUGGUGAGAUGCCAAGGGAUCUCAAGACUGCUAUGGUGAAACCUUUGUUAAAGAAAUCUAAUUCUGGCUCUGGGGAUUUCGUGAAUUUUCGUGCUGUGUCCAAUCUGAAGUUUGUUUUUUAAGCUAAUUGAAAAAUCUGUGUUUUUACAACUUAACACAUAUCUUACUACCAAUGCGCUACACAAACCUCUGCAGUCUGCAUAUAAGACUGCAUAGCACUGAAACUACAGUUUUGAAAGUACACAGUGACAUCAUGUUAUCUCUUGAUAAAGGCAAGAUAGUGAUCCUGAUUCUCCUGGACCUGUCUGCUAUGUUUGACACUGUAAACCACACCUUUUUGUUGGCGGGACUUGAUAAACAUUUCGGUAUUAACGGCACUGUUCUGAAUUGGUUCAGUUCAUACCUCUGGGAACGCACUCAUUUUGUUGACAUUGAUCAAUCUCAGUCCUCUGUGCGGGAUCUUUUUUAGUUGGUGUUCCUCAAGGUUCUGUACUCAGACCUGUACUCUAUCUAUUAUACACAUCUCCUAUCUCAGAAAUAAUCAAGAAAUACAAUCUUAAUUACCACCUCUAUGCUGAUGAC
This is a messenger RNA of Stylophora pistillata, 4619 nucleotides long. RefSeq lists its product as uncharacterized. The record is from RefSeq and is a predicted model, not a curated record. Lineage: Eukaryota; Metazoa; Cnidaria; Anthozoa; Scleractinia; Pocilloporidae. Gene Ontology annotation, molecular function: ATP hydrolysis activity.